GGCGAUGAUGAAUUUUAUUGGGAUUUGUUUUUUUUUUCCUUUUGUUUAUAAACAGAAGUAAGAGAGAUAAGGGAAGAAGAGAGAGGUACCUCUUUGCUUCUUCUUUCUUUCUUUCGCUCAUCCCUUUUUAAGAAUCUCUCUCUCUGACCUUUUCUUCGUUUGAUUCUAAUUUUGGAUCCAGACCAGGAGGGUUUAAUAAAUAUUUUUGUGUGAAUGAUUCAGAUUUUGGACUUGUUCGUCUGAAAAUGUUUUGUUGAACGGAUUGCUUCACCGGAAAAGGGUAACUGCAAUGAACUCUGUACCUGUUACCCUCACAUUUUAUGUAGCUUCAGCAGACUGCUCUGCCAUAAACCAAUGUCGGAUUAAUGUUAAUUGUUUGGUUUCUUGUAUGCGGGUCUCUAGUCAAGCAAUGCAUGACUUGUGGAUGCCUGUGACUGAUACAUAGUUCUAGAUUUUUUAUUUUAUUUAUUCUUCUGCUAGAGAUAGAGAGAGGUAGUCUGUAUUGUUAGGAUUUGGUGGUUUGUAGUCGGAGUUUCUAGACAAGUAGAGAUUUGGAAACUGACAUCUCUCAAGUGACCAUAACCUCCCUUUUUACUUGAAAAAUUCCUUUGAGCAUUGGUUAUGGGUUUGCCACAGACUGCUUCAAGUGAACAAUCCCAGGAAGCUUUGUCUGCUCCUAGUUGUAGCCUUUCACAAAGUCUGCCUGUGUAUGCUACUUCCCAUGAUUCAGAUGGCAUUACCAGUGGAAGUGAAGAAGGUAUCUGCUCUUCCAUUGGAGAAUUUGUUAGAAAAACAUCAUUGGAGCCUCUGGAGUUCACAGAUGAUUCGUGUAGUUUCCAUGGCACUCGUGUUGUUACCUCAUCAAGUGCUCAUGGAUCGACUAGUUAUGCUGCCAAUAAGGUUAGUUCGAGUCUAACUGGAGCUAGAAGGAUAGUUGGUUUUGCAUCAAGCGAAGUUAGCUCGCUGGACAACAAACCAACGAGUGUCGAUGUUGAUCACUCUCUAUCAUCCACUGGUGGAGUUACAGGACUAGAUAUUGGUGGAACGUUAGUCAGGAAACGAGUACUCUCCCCCCUGAAUACUCUCUUCCCUGUAAAAUUCAGAGGUGACCUGCUUGAUAUCAGCUGUGGUAACCACCAACAAAUUACUUAUUCUGUUCAGUCUAAUGGAUUCAGCAACUCUGGCGAUUUAGAUCACAAAAAGGCUAAUGCCCCUAGUAUGUUACAUCUCUCUACCACUCCUACGACCACAACCUCAUCUAGUUGCUGGGAUCGGAAGAAUGCCUCAAACAGUGGUAGACUCUCGUCCAUGGUGUUCACUGAUGGUCCAUUGCUUGACUCUGUAAACCUCCGCCGACCCACCAAAGGUGAGGUUUGCUUAUAUUCACCACAAUAUGAAACGUAUGGCAUGUCCAAUAAAUCAGCUCCGGCAUCUCCAUGUAAAAGGUUCGUUAGAAGCUUGAGUGGACGCCCCAUUCAGAGGUCAUUAGUUGGUUCUUUUGAGGAGUCACUAUUGACAGGAAGAUUGUCAUGCGGGCCAACAAAUCAGAAGAUUGACGGUUUUCUUGCCGUUCUUAGUAUUGCUGGGGGAAACAUCUCUCCAAAAUCACAGAAGCUUCCAUUCUCAGUAACUAGUGUUGGUGAUGAUUGCUUCUUGCUAUACUAUGCCUCCAUAGAUCUCGCUGGAGGAUCUAUAUUGAACAAAUUAUGGGGCCAGAAAAUGAAAACAAGUCAAGUGAACUCUGACUGUCAGAGUUCGAAGAGCCAACUGCGGAUCCCUAUGAAGGGCCGGAUUCAACUGGUAUCCCCUUUCUCUCUUUUUUUUUUCUUUGAUGGAAAAUUUGAUGAGUUACAUGAAAGUGAAAAAAGCUGUAUAAAGUUGUCUAAAGAAUGUAAUGGUGGUUCUGGUGCUCUACGCUACGCUCUUCAUCUGAGAUUUCUUUGCCCAUUACCAAAGAAAGCUUCAAAGAAAUCUGAUGAAACCGAAACUACAGGACAAAAUAAAAACUUGGAUUCAGAUGGGAAGAGGAGAUUCUAUCUGUACAAUGAUUUGAGAGUUGUGUUUCCUCAACGCCACACAGAUUCUGAUGAAGGAAAGUUGAAUGUGGAGUACCAUUAUCCAGAAAACCCAAGAUACUUCGACAUCACCGACUGAGAACUUAACUGGUUCGGUUGCAUGGUUACAUAAGCUUUAUGGUUUUCUUGUCCAAGAAGGAAGAAAUCAAUGGACUUCUUUGUACAUACAAAUUUAGUUACAAUGGCUCUGACCCACUUUGUACAGUUACCAUUUCGGGGUUUUCGUUUACAAGAACAAAAAAAGAAUAUGGAAAACUGAAUAAGAAAAAGUUAUAUUAAAAGUUGCUACAGAUUACUGAAGCUA
Molecule: messenger RNA, 2379 nt
Organism: Camelina sativa (false flax)
Lineage: Eukaryota; Viridiplantae; Streptophyta; Magnoliopsida; Brassicales; Brassicaceae
Source: RefSeq, a predicted model, not a curated record